UCCUCAAUAAAAAUGAAGGAUGUUUUUUAAACAAAUUUUUUUUCCCUAAAUAAAGACCUUUUAAACAGUCUCUAAAUAAAAUUUUGCCUACAACCUAAUGAUUUGUGGUUUGUUGUGAAUUUCAGCAUUGCAAUUGAGACAGAGAAUUUGAUUGUACCUAAUAUAGUUUGUUUAUACCUAAUAUAGUUUUUGAUUUCUUGAUCCUUUUCCAUUUUUAAUUAAAAGUUUUGCCGUUGUUUUAACUUACUUAUAUGUGUGGAAAUUAAAACUAAAAAGUAAAAAGUGCUUUUUCUUUGCCAUAAAUUUAUAUUUUCUAAAAUUCAAAAAAAAGUGUUUUAAAAACUGUGUCAUAUUUAUUACUUUAGCUACCUCUCAUUAUAAGUCACCAAAAAUUGCAGGACCAUUCCAGCCUUUGUCUUCAUUAUAUGAUUAAUUUGUUGAUACAUUAGUUCUGGCUGUUGAUGAUGGUUAAUGAUGAGGUUGAUAAUGAUUGAUGACUUGUUGACGAUGCUUGAUGAGUUGUUUAGAAUUAACAACAUGCAGUUGAAAAAUUUUAUUAUAAGCAUGUCAAGAAAUAAACUGACUUCUGAUGAAUUGCUUUCAAAAUUUUGUGGUGAAAUAAGCUAUAAAAUCGGAAGUGAUUGGUUGCGAUGGGGAAGACACCUAGGCUUAAGUGAUUCAGAUCUAGAUAACAUUGGCUCUGAUAAUAAAAGUAUUUAUGAGAAAUGUGAUAAUGUUUUGAAAAAAUGGAAGCAAAAAAUUGGCAACCCUUCAUGGGAGUUAUUAAAAAUAGAGUUAAUAGCUUUUCAUCGUAAUGAUAUAGUAAUUGAAAUUGAGAAGAAAUUUGGAGAUUACUUAUCUAGUCCAAAAAUGGGAAAUAUCAGAAUGGAAGAAAGUAGUGUAUUUCAAAAGAAUGAUGAAAGUAUUCUUUUUAGCCAAGUGUUCAAAUUUAAAUUUAGUGAUAGUGUUGGAGUAGAUUGGAGAACUCUUGGGUGUUUGUUAAAUAUUAAAGACAACCAUUUAGAUAUGAUUAAUCAAGAUUACACUAAAACUAAUGAAAAAGCAUAUUUUAUGUUGUCUAAAUGGAUGCAAAUGAAUAAAAAUCCAACACUUGAAGAGUUAAAAACAGCUUUAAAGAACAUGGAGAGAAUUGAUCUCAUAAGAAAAUUAGACGAAUUAACAAAGACUUCUAAUUCACCAGAAAUUACUCACAGAUUUUAUUCCCAAAAAGAUACAUCAGAAAUAUGCACAGCAUUAAAAAAUUGUUAUCUUGUCAAUUAUGGGAAAAUAAAUGAAAUUCAACCACCAUCAAAAGUACCUGCAAAUGUUGAUCUUUUACAUCAAUUUGUUGAUCUAUGUAUUGUUGAUGCAGUGAAUGCUCAAAUGGAUGUUUUGUUUAGUGUUGAACGAAAGAAAUUUCUUGAAAAGCAAAUGAGUUAUACACCAAUAUCAUAUAGUGAAAUAUUUAUGAAAGAAAAAUCUGUAACUUUAGUAUCUGGAAUAGCUGGUAUUGGGAAAACAUGGUUGCUUAGAAAAUGUUUGCUUGAUUGGUCAAAUAAUUUAAUUUGGAAAAUUGUUGAACUUGUCUUUUAUUUGGAAUGUAGGAAGCUUAAUCAACAUCAAAAUAUUUCUAAUAUUAAUGAAUUACUCAAUGUUUUCUAUAAAGAUAUUACAAAUGAUUUUAAUAUUAGAAAUAAUACUGCAAUGUUUAUCAUUGAUGGAUUAGAUGAGUUUAAAUAUUUAAAUGAAUUAGUAAAUCCAAAUUUGACUUGCAGUUAUCCAAUUGUUAAUGCUUUAGCAGAAAUUCGAAAAUACAAAUCUGUAGUUGCUGGUAGAGUUUAUGCAAUUGAUCGGUAUCAAAGUAUAUCUACAGAGCAUAGUGAUAAAUUAAUCAUUCAAAUAAUGGGGUUUAAUGAAAAUGGAAUAAAUGAUUAUGUAGAAAAUAAUGUUAAAGAAGAAAAAAAAGAAGUUGUAAGAGCAACUUUAAAGAGGUCUCCAUUUGCAAAAGCAAUGGCAUCUGUUCCGUUUUAUUUAUCUUGCAUUAGUAAAAUUAUCAGUGAUUCAAACAAAAUAUAUGCAACAUCUUUCUUAACGAUGACAGAUUUGUAUGCAAAUAUUUUUUUAUUCUUUUUGCAAAAACACAUUAUCAAAAAUGAUGGUUUGGUUUAUCAAUUGAUGGAAAAUGAAAACAAUAAGAAAUAUGUUUUAAGCAUUUGUAGGAUAGCUUUCGAAUUGUUUAUUGCAAAUAAAUUUAUAUUUUCAAAAGAGGAAGUUUUACUGUUUAUCACUAACUUUAAUGAAGUUGAAGAAUGUCUUUUUGGUUUUAUUGAAAGGGUUGAAACACAUUUAGGCUAUCAUUACCAAUUCGCACAUUUGACACUAAUGGAGUUUUGUGCAUCUGUAUAUGCAUAUAAUUGUUUAAGUUGUAAAGAAAUUAUGGACAAUAAAAAGCUGCAAAGUUGUUUAUCAAUGAUCUCUGGAUUAUUCAAUAAAAGCCAAAAUAGUUUAAUAAAGUUUCUUGUUAAUCUGAAUCCUUCAAAAAAAUCUAUUGAGGAAUCUUCAUUUUUGUUGUCUAUUUUAGAUCGUCGAUUAUCGAAAUAUAAUGACAAAAGUUUAUUCAUUGAAUGUUUUUAUGAAAGUCAAUCAUUUACUGAUGAAAUAAAAUCAAUCGUUGAUAAACGACGAUGGUGGUGGAUUUCGAUUGACGAUGGAAAAACUUCUUACGAAACUUCUUGCGAUAAUUAUUUCGUAAAUCAUUUCAUAAAAUCUGGAAGAAAGUUAACGUGGUUAAAUGUUGAUAAAAAUAUUUUAAGUGAUGAAGAAAAAAAUCUUUUAAUUCUUUGUUCAACUAAUGUUUGCGAUGUCAACUUUUAUCGUCCAAUUAAAUUCGAAGGAUGGAAACCGAAAGAUAAGAUUGAAAAGUUGAGGAUAUCGAUCUCACAUGAUUUUAUAACAAAGAAAGAUUUUGAAGAAAACUUUCUUCCAUGGAUUAAUCUUUGUGAAGAAUUACAUCUUUACCUUCACGACGACAUUGAUUUUAUUGAUGAUGUUUAUGAAUGGAUUCGUUGUUCGAAUGUCAAGAAGUUUAAGAUCAAGUACCGUGGAAAAGAUUUUCGUAACCUCGAUGAAUUAAAAAACUUUAUAACACGUAAAAAAUGUUUAAUAUCUUAAAUAUGUAAAAUAAAAAUAAUAAUUAUAAAAUAAUAAAUUAAAUAUUUAAUAUAUUAUUUUAUAAUUAAAUAUAUUUUAAAA
Messenger RNA from Hydra vulgaris (swiftwater hydra), 3252 nucleotides. Lineage: Eukaryota; Metazoa; Cnidaria; Hydrozoa; Anthoathecata; Hydridae. The record is from RefSeq and is a predicted model, not a curated record.